Molecule: messenger RNA, 1984 nt
Organism: Verruconis gallopava
Lineage: Eukaryota; Fungi; Ascomycota; Dothideomycetes; Venturiales; Sympoventuriaceae
Product: centromere/microtubule-binding protein cbf5
Exons: 4
Coding region: 70-1509 (479 amino acids)
Biological process (GO): rRNA pseudouridine synthesis; box H/ACA sno(s)RNA 3'-end processing; snRNA pseudouridine synthesis
Cellular component (GO): box H/ACA snoRNP complex
Molecular function (GO): pseudouridine synthase activity; RNA binding
Source: RefSeq, a predicted model, not a curated record
AGCGCAUACCAGCACGCAGAAUCUCCGUUCCUCAGCCACGCAUAAUCCUCUGCCCUCACUGUACCCGCAAUGGCUUUCCAGGCUACUGGCGAUGGUGAGGCGAUCAUAAAGCCCGAGGCUAAGGCGCCUGCCAUGGACACGAGCGACUUACCCUUGUUGCUGAAAGACUUCUCUAAACUUAAUAUUCGGUCGGCACACUAUACUCCCAUACCAGCUGGUUCUGAGCCACUCAAGCGCGACCUCAAAUCGUACAUCAGCAAUGGUGUGAUAAACCUUGACAAGCCGUCCAACCCCUCAAGCCACGAAGUUGUCGCAUGGAUCAAGAGAAUAUUACGUGUUGAAAAAACUGGACAUAGCGGUACCCUCGACCCUAAGGUAACGGGUUGUCUGAUCGUCUGCAUCGACCGUGCUACUCGCCUCGUCAAAUCGCAACAGGGUGCCGGAAAGGAGUACGUCUGCGUUAUCCGUUUCCAUGACAAGCUGCCCGGCGGUGAGGCCCAACUUGCCCGUGCUCUAGAGACCUUAACCGGUGCUCUGUUCCAACGACCACCUCUAAUCUCAGCUGUCAAGCGCCAGCUCCGUGUGCGGACCAUCCAUGAGAGUAAGCUUCUGGAGUUCGACAACGACCGCCAUCUUGGCGUUUUCUGGGUUAGUUGUGAGGCUGGCACGUACAUACGGACGUUAUGUGUGCACCUGGGUCUCUUGACGGGCGUUGGCGCGCACAUGCAGGAACUCCGCAGGGUACGGAGUGGCGCCAUGUCGGAGCAGGAUAGAAUGGUCACGCUGCACGAUGUGUUAGAUGCCCAGUGGAUGCACGAUAACCACAGGGACGAGUCGUACCUGCGCACCGUCAUUCAGCCCCUUGAGUCACUUCUGACUUCUUACAAGCGCAUUGUGGUUCGCGAUUCUGCGGUCAAUGCAAUCACGUAUGGAGCCAAACUCAUGAUCCCCGGUCUUCUUCGAUUCGAGUCUGGCAUCUCCCUCCAUGAUGAGGUCGUACUCAUGACCACAAAAGGGGAGGCUAUUGCCAUUGCCUACGCACAGAUGUCCACUGUUGAGAUGUCAAGCUGUGACCACGGUGUUGUUGCGAAGGUCAAGCGCGUUAUCAUGGAGCGUGACCUGUAUCCGAAGCGAUGGGGUCUAGGACCUAUGGCGCAGGAGAAGAAAAAGCUGAAGGCGGCAGGUGCUCUUGAUCAAUACGGCCGACCAAACAGCAAGACGCCAUCAAAGUAUCUCAGCGAAUAUGUUGAUUACAAUGACAACAAGCAGAAGGACAAAGACGCUGCGGAAGAGCAAAUUCUUGCUGAAGCGAGGCAGAAGCCGAGCGAGUCGGAAGUGGCAGAGAAGCCCUCGGAUCAGGAAGCUCGAGAUGUACCGGCUAACGGCGAGUCAGAGAAGAAACGCAAGCAUGAAGGCGAAACUGCAGAGGAACGGGCAGAGCGCAAGAAGAAGAAAGAAGAGAAAAAGGCUGCAAAAGCCGCCAAAAAGGCCGCCAAGGGUGAAGCGUAAACAAGUACUGUCAAGAGAAAGAACUACGACCCGUAGUUUCCUGCCCUACAUGCGGAUGUCCCUUCCUUCGGUUGUCGCACUAUAUACGCCCUUGUGGCCUGGAUACAUCCUGUAGCAUGCAUUGAUUUGCCUCGAAGGAGUUACGGUGCGGACAGGCGUUUGUGCAGGAGUACAGGCAUGCCAUCAUUACCUGACUUUAUUUACCGAUUAUUGUGGGUCUAGAAAAAUGCUCUGGCGUUACAUCUAGGAAUCCUUGCUUCGCCUCCUUUGCUCUUGCGAAGGCUCGAGAUUAGAAAUAUUGUUAUCAAUCCAAAAUGCUGACCGUGCUAUGCUAAGUAACAGCUGAUCGAAUUGUUUUUUUUAACUCUGAUACGAGUCGGACAAUUUACAAGCUAUAUUUGUUGAUUCUCCUUGAUCAGUUCUGUAUGCCUUUGGUACUGGUACUCUUCAUGCUCAUGCUGUGUUUCUUUCCUUU